Messenger RNA from Penicillium griseofulvum, 2328 nucleotides. RefSeq names its product Oligopeptide transporter OPT superfamily. Bases 1 to 2328 code for a protein of 775 amino acids. The record is from RefSeq and is a predicted model, not a curated record. NCBI's taxonomy places the organism in Eukaryota, Fungi, Ascomycota, Eurotiomycetes, Eurotiales, Aspergillaceae. Gene Ontology annotation, molecular function: oligopeptide transmembrane transporter activity. The transcript is spliced from 13 exons. Gene Ontology annotation, biological process: transmembrane transport.
AUGGCGAGCGCCAAAGACCCUACCAAAGACCCCAAUAUAUUGGAGGCGCCGACACCCGAUCUCGAAUCCGAACACACUAAUCUUGACCCAGGAGAAUAUCUGUAUAAAGCCGACAGAGCAGAGCUCACAGAGCUCACCCCGGUCGAAGCAUUCAAAUGGAAUGUGGAAGGAGACCAGUCGCCUUUUCCGGAGGUUGCCUCUUGUGUGUCCAACAAAGAUGAUCCUACCAUCGCCUGCAAUACUGUUCGGGCCUGGAUAUUGAUGACAAUCUUUGUCAUACUAUUUUCUGGUGUUAAUCAAUUUUUCGGCCUGCGAUAUCCUUCCCUAACAAUUCGCUAUGUCGUCGCCCAAAUUCUGGUUUUCCCAAUUGGACGAGCAUGGGAAAAGCUUCCAAGAUGGAGGGUUCCCCUAGGAAAACUUCCAUUCGACGUCAACCCUGGAAGAUUUACCAUCAAGGAGCACGCCUUUAUUGUUAUUUGCGUAAAUAUCAGCGCUACCACUGCUUAUGCACAAGGUGCCUUGGUGGCGAUCGUCAGCCCUGUAUAUUGGAACCGCGACCUCGGAGCCGGCUUCUCAUUCCUAUAUCUUUUGACAACCCAGAUGAUUGGAUUUGGUCUGACAGGUCUUGCCCGCCGUUGGAUUGUCUACCCAGCUGCCUUGGUCUGGCCUACUUCACUAUCAUCCACUGUGCUUUUCCGGGCACUGCACGAGCCUGAGAGUCGUACUCCGGCAAAUGGUUGGACUAUUAGUCGAUACCGAUUCUUCGCAUAUAUUACGGCAUUUGCAUUUGUCCUAUUCUGGUUCCCAGACUAUAUCUGGACAAGCUUGGGCACUUUCGCUUUCGUGACGUGGAUUGCGCCUGAGAAUCAGAAGGUCAACGCGAUAUUCGGAAUGAAUUCCGGCUUAGGUCUGAUACCUAUUAGCAUUGACUGGACGCAAAUCAACUAUGCUGGUUUCCCCCUCAUGACCCCGUUCUAUAUCACAUGCAAUGCUUUUGCUGUGGUCGUGUUCUUUUACCUUUUCUUGUCCCCCAUUCUAUACUACUCUAAUGUGUGGUAUAGCGCAUACCUUCCUCUCCUGUCCUCGGGCACCUUCGACAAUACGGGAAAAUCAUACAACGUAACUCGUGUGCUCGACGCGACCUUAGAUUUCAGCGAGAGAAAUUACAAGGAAUAUUCUCCCAUGUAUAUCUCAAUGUCUUAUUCUCUGACCUAUGGACUGUCUUUCGCUGCUGUUACCGCAAUCGUGGUGCACACUUACCUUUACAACGGCGCUGAAAUCUGGGCCCGGCUCAAGAACGCACAACAUGGAGGCGAGGAUGUUCAUCGUCGAUUGAUGCGCCAAUACAAAGAGGUCCCAGAAUGGUGGUACGGAGUCAUCACAGUGGUGGUGUUGGGACUUGGGAUCUUGACGACCAGAUACUGGGACACGGAGCUCCCAGUCUGGGGCUUUAUCGUGAUUUGCUUCGGAUUGGCGGCGCUACUAAUUGUCCCUGAGGGUAUUCUGCAAGGAACGACAAACCAGCGCGUGUUUCUGAACAUAAUUAUGGAGAUGAUUGCCGGAUACGCCUGGCCCGGAAAGGCCAUCGCUAAUCUGAUGGUGAAAUGCUAUGGCUAUAAUGCUGUGAAACAUGGCAUGGAUUUUGCUCAGGAUUUGAAGCUCGGACAAUAUAUGAAAAUUCCUCCGCGUGUUCUGUUUUUCGGUCAGAUUUAUGCUAGUCUUCUAGCUACAGCAACUCAAACUGGAGUCUUACGAUGGAUGAUGGGACACAUUUCUGACCUUUGUAAACCAACUAACAAACAACGUUUCACAUGCAAUGAUGCCAAAGUGAUGUACAACGCUUCCUUGAUUUGGGGCACUAUCGGUCCGCAGCGGAUGUUCCAGUCUGGGCAAGUGUACAAUGGCCUUAUGUACUUUUUCCUUAUUGGGCCCGUUGUUACUGUCCUUGUCUACCUUAUUUACCGCCGCUACCCCAAUAGCUGGGUUCGCUAUAUCAACGUUCCGAUUUUCUUUAAUGCGGCUGGUAAUAUUCCUCCAGCAAAUACCACCCAAUACUCCCUCUGGUUCAUCGUCGGCUUUUUGUUCAACUACCUGAUCCGCAAGCGUGCGUUUGACUGGUGGAAGCGUUAUAACUAUUUGCUCCAAGCAGCGAUGGAUACUGGCACUGCUAUCGCGACGAUCAUCAUUUUCUUCGCGCUGGGCUACCACGCUAUCACCUUCAACUGGUGGGGAAACACAGUGGGAUCUAAUACGGCCGAUGCCCGUUCCGUCCCUUGGUUGACUGUUCCCAAAGGAAGCUUUUUCGGAAAAGGGCCUGGCGAGUUUUGA